Mytilus trossulus (common blue mussel) is the source of this 799-nucleotide messenger RNA. RefSeq lists its product as uncharacterized. The record is from RefSeq and is a predicted model, not a curated record. The transcript is spliced from 8 exons. The coding region runs from base 20 to 799 and encodes 259 amino acids. NCBI's taxonomy places the organism in Eukaryota, Metazoa, Mollusca, Bivalvia, Mytilida, Mytilidae.
AGUUAGUUUAAAUAACAAAAUGGUGGCAAAAUUUAUCGUUUUCUGUUUUGUUGCUACCAUUUCGGAAGUAAAUGGAAUACAAGAAACAAAACUCAGCAAAGAAAAUGCCUUAUCUUUCCUCAGCCGGAAGAUUUUAUCAUCGUCGAAACACGCAGAACAUUUGUCAUGUGCUGAUAGUUAUUACUGUAGCAUGCACCAAAAAGAAUGUUCGACAGAAGAAGCCAAAGAGGAUGUAUGCCAAGACCAAUGUUCCUAUUUCCAGACUUGUUUCUUUCACUUUGAUGGAUAUAACUGCUGGAGCCAAAAUACUCACUGUAGCAAAAUAGAACCUUUCAAACAGGGGAAAGGUAGCUUUGCCUUCUUGAUGAUACUUACGGUAGUGUGCAUCAGCUUGAUUAUUGCCCUGGUCGUCAUGUGUGUAAAGAAAUACAAGAAAAAGCGGGCAACAUCUCCGAUGAGAUCCUGGCCAACAUAUCAGAAUAGUUAUAUUGGCCAGGAACAAUAUGUUCAAUUUGUCAACCGAUAUCCAGUUAUCAAUCACCUUGGACAUCGUCAAAUUCCAGGAAGCAGUGGAAACAAUGCAAACAGCAGAAAUCUAACCACGUAUGAUGAAGCUGCAGGGGCAAAACGACCAGAGUUAAACGCAAGAAAUAAUCAACAACUGGGGGAAACUCCGACUGCACCUGGUCAUGACUCAAUGCAAAAUAUCCCACCGCUACAGUCUAAUUUUACUUUAGAAUUGUAUGGUAAAAUUCCGCGUUGUUGGAACUUUAAUGAAAACAUAAUUAUCAUUGUAUGA